This is a messenger RNA of Clunio marinus, 4208 nucleotides long. The record is from the annotation of a GenBank genome assembly. NCBI's taxonomy places the organism in Eukaryota, Metazoa, Arthropoda, Insecta, Diptera, Chironomidae.
AUGGAUGUUCCAAAGUGUUCGUUUUGUUUGGAUAUAAAUAGUAAACGAGGAUUAAUUGAUUUAAAUUCAAAAUUAUAUGGAUUAGACGUCAUUGGAGUUCCUAUUUCAAAAGUUGCUUCCGAAGUUUUUAAUUUUAAGAUAAUAGAUGGAUUUAUUUGCGGCAAUUGUCAAGAGGAACUUGUAAAUGCAUUCAAGUUCAAAGUGAAUGCUAUGAAAGCGUUUGAAGGGAAUUCUGAAUUGACGAAAAAUUUGGAAAUUUUGAAGAGCUUAAAGGAUAUUUUUGACGACAUUGAGUCAAUAAACGAUGUAACAAUCAUGAAUAACCACAAAAACAUUGCAAUCAUUAGAAAAAAUGAGUGUCAUAAGUUUAUUCCUCAAGGAUGGCGUAAUGAAUCAUGUGAAGAUACAACAAUUGAAAUACUAGAGAUUGAAUGUAAUCCAGAACAGAUACAGGAAGCAAUUGAAACUAAUGAAGAAGAAGAAGAGGAGAUACACCAUGAAACGUCAAUCGUAGGUAACGAAGAAGAGGAAGAGACACAACAUGAAAUGGAAGAUGAAAAUGAAAAUUUGAACCCUGAAUUUAAGGACGAAACAACUUAUCUUAAAUGUGAGAAAGAAACGAUGCAAAACACAAUGAAUGUCGUCACUAAUUAUACAAGUUGUAAUAUUGAUUACAUGAAAAGUGCUUAUGUGAGAUUGGAAAGACUUAAAUCUCUUGACUCUCCAGAAAAAGAUUCUACAUUUCAAGAUGACCUUUCCGACACCAUGGAUGUUGAAUAUGAUUCAACAAUUUGUGAAAAUGAGCCAUUAGAUAACAACGAAAAUGAAGACAGUUUAGUGAGUGAUAAAAACGAUUCCAAUUUAAAUGAAACAAAAAGCGAUGAAAAUUUAAAUUCUAUUAUCAAUCAAAAAGUUAGAGAAAGUAAAGUUGUAACUCAUACGGGAGGUGGAGACGUAUCUGUCUGGUCUUGUAUUUUCUGCAAAAAGCUUUAUUUCUAUGGUCAUACAUUGAAAAGUCAUCUUCUUGUCAUUCAUUACUCUAAAAAAGAAGAAAAAUAUAAAAAAAGGAAACGAAACGUUGAUCAAGAAAAAAAGUACGAAUAUAAUCGAGAAUGGAUCGAGAAAAUUAUUCAAAAAUCAACACCUGAAGAUGGAUCAGGUAACAUGACAUGCUGUCUUUGUAAGAAAUUUACCACCACCAAAGAUAGUGGAAUGAGAUUACAUAUUGCAAAAAUGCAUUGCUUAAAAAAGCCAGAACGUAGAAGUAUUGAUAGAGUGUCACAACAUGAGUAUGAUAUUGAGUGGAUAAGAGAAAAAAUGGAGGAAUCAAAGGUUGAAACUGAAGACGAUAAAUGGAACUGUGUGGUCUGUAAUGAAUUUUCAGCAACAACAAUUAUGGGAAUUCGAUCUCAUAUAAGUCAAGCUCACUGUAAACCAAAGAAAAAAAAAGUACAAAAUGUUUCAAGAUUCAAUGAUAAAGAUAGACAUGAGUACGAUCCCGAUUGGAUUAAUAAAAUGAUAGAAAAAUCUCGAACUAGUGAUGAUUCAAACUUGUUUUCAUGCACUAUUUGUAAAAACUUUUCUUCAAAAUCGUUCACAGGUAUUCGUUGCCAUAUAAUUUUUUUACAUUGUAAAGCAAGGAAAAAAAUGAACCCCAAAUUUGGAACAAUUAACAAGAAUAUUAACAUUGAAAUAGAGAAACAUGAAUACGAUUUAGAUUGGAUACAAGAAAUGAUGGAAAAAUCCAAGAUCGAUGAUAAUAUGAAAACAUUUUUAUGUAAUGUUUGUGAAAAUUUCAAAACGUCUUCAACUCUGGGAAUAAGACAGCACAUAGUUAGGGAACAUUGUAAUCGAAAUGCUCAAGAAGCAGCCAUACUUGCAAGAAGGAAUAGAGAAAGACACGAAUAUGAUCCCGAGUGGAUUAAUCAAAAGAUGGAAGAGUCAAAAAAAGGCGAAGAUGGCCAAUGGACAUGCUCUGUUUGUAAUGAGUUUUCAGCAAAAUCUCGAGUUGGAAUGCAGCAGCAUAUAACGAGAUUGCAUUGUGAAAAAAUUUCUUUAAAAAGUGAAGAUGAAAUUGAAGAUGACGAUGAGGAAGAUGAGAGACACGAAUACGAUGUAGAGUGGAUUAAAGAAAUUGUUGAGAAAGCAAAAAUAAGAAACGAGAACAAAUAUUGUUGCGUUGUCUGUGAAAACUUUACAACUCACUCUGAAGUUGGAAUAAGAUAUCAUGUUGCAAGAACGCAUUGCAAGCCUCGAAAUAAAAAUCCUUUCGAUAGAUCUAUAUCAGAAAAUAAUGCUGACUCUGAAUGGUUGAAAGGAAUGAUUGAAAAGUCGAAAACUCCAAGCAGUUCAACUUUAUGGAAUUGUUGUGUUUGUGACAAUUUCUCGUGUUUUUCUUUAUCUGCAAUUCGAAAACAUUUGAUAACGUUGCAUUGUGAAUCAACUUCAUCAGGAUCAUUAAAUCACCAAGACGACAAAUUACAAGCCAAUGAAUCAAUUUCGGAAAGAAUUCGAAAAAAUUGGAUCAAAAAUGUUGUCAACAACUCCGAAGUUAAGAAGGAAGAUGGAAUUUUCUGGAUUUGCUGUAUUUGUUCAACAACUUGUGAAGGAUUCAAAGAAACAAAACUUCAUGUAUCGAGAAUGCAUCGAAAAGAAAUGAGAACAGAAACUCAUAAAUUAAUUAAAGAAGAAGAAGAUGCAUUUCAAAACGAUAAAGUAGAAAAAUGUCGAAAGAGAUUGCACACGUCAGAAGAAGUGAAAAAUGUUUGGAUUUGUCGUGAAUGUGGUGGCAAAAUUUGCUAUACGGAAGAAGAUUUCCGAAAGCAUUUACGAGUUGAACACAUGAAUAAAUUUGAUGGUACAGAAGAAAGUACGAUACGUAACGGAAACAAAAGAUCACUUGAUCAAUCUGAUGACGACGAUGAAUGGGUCCCAUUAUGGCAGCAGCCUCCACUAAAACUUCACUGUGCAAGCGAUACAGAAAUUGAAGAUGUUCCAAUAAAAUGUGAAACAAUUCUUGAGGAAUCAAACGAAUCAAAGCAAGAGGAUCAAAUAGAAUAUUUACAUUUAUUACCACCUGAUAUGCUGCUUUCUGAAAGUUCCGAAAGUAGCAAUGACGAAAUGGAAUCAAAAAGUAUUGAUGAUCAAAAUAAAACUGAAGUCGAUCAAAUUGAAGCACAACAUGAAUAUGUUAUGAAAUCGAAUAUGACAAGAAGAGAAAAGAUUUGGAUGAAAAAAGGAAUGAAAGCCUCGAAAGUCUCAAAUUCCCAUUACAAAUGUUGGAUUUGCAGCUACACAUGCAAAGACCGUGGAAGUUCGAGACACCACGUUAUUCGUAACCAUCUUCCAUUCUUUAAACUUAGUACCGAGAAGUAUAAGGCGCAUAAAUUGGAAUGCAAGAACUUGAAAGACAAUUCUAACGGGUUCAGAUUACCGAAAAUCAAAUCGAAUUUUGUUAGAAAUAUCAAGAAACGGGAGCCGAAGCAAGAAAGAGUAAAAUUGGGCAAAAAAUUAUGGCAAUGUAAUAUUUGUGAUCUUAAAUUUUUAAAAAAAUAUUCGUAUAGAAUGCAUAACAAAGUUCAUCACAUUUGUGAUAACACGGUGAUCAAAAUGAAGCUUGAGAAAUGUGAUCUUUGUGAUAUGCAAUUCAGAAAUCUCGAUGAUUUGAAUUACCAUAAAAAUAUUCAUAAAACAAAAGGAGAAUCGGAAUCAAUUCCUGCUGAAGGCUUUUGUUUCCGUUCUAAACUGAAAGUUGACUCGGUUGAAGUUCUGCCACAUCAUGAUGAAGAUAAUUGGAAUGAAAUAUGUGGACAUUGCACACAGAAAUAUAGAAGUGAAGAAGAUUUGAAACGUCACAUUAUGUUUUUCCAUAUGAAGCCAUUAUUAUGUCCAAUUGAUAAUGAAACAUUCAAAAAAUUUGACGAUUUCCUUCUCCAUGUUCAUUCAUCGCAUUUAAUGGUUCGAAAUGAAACGCCUGUCGUCGACAAUGGAUGUCUGGAAGAAACUUCAAAUGACACAGUGAGCAACAAUUUUCCAACCAUUAAAGAAGAAAGAGAAGUGUCAUUUUUCGAAAGAAGUGCAGAUUAUUGAAGGGUUCAGAGAUAUCGGAAAAAAUUGCUCUUUCGUUUCACUACAUAAUUCAAGUUUUUUUAUAUUUUAUUAUGUAUAUCAUUUUUCACAAUCAUAAAUAAAAUGAAAUGUAAAGUCAA